This is a messenger RNA of Penicillium bovifimosum, 720 nucleotides long. Its product is annotated as CAZyme family GH18. The record is from RefSeq and is a predicted model, not a curated record. Bases 1 to 720 code for a protein of 239 amino acids. Lineage: Eukaryota; Fungi; Ascomycota; Eurotiomycetes; Eurotiales; Aspergillaceae. The transcript has 2 exons.
AUGGGUAAUGGACAGCUUCCUGGUGAUAGAUCCGCUAAUCUUGAGGCAGUUGGCAUAGACUUCUGGCGAGAUGUGUGGCAAAAUGCCAAUUCAGAGCUAGCUGCUAAACCCAAAGUUGGCAACGGUGACAAGGGAAAACAGCCGGCAACGCCGAUGGAGCGUAUUGCCGAGUCGUUUGGGUCCGAUGAAAAUCCGUUCCCUUUCAUGCCUGUUGAGAAAGGCAUAAAUAUUGCCAAGAGAGAUAUCUUCCUCGGUCAGGACCCGGUCGACCUUGUAAAGCUCAAAAAAAAAGCAAAAUUCGCCGUCAGCCAGGACACAGAUGAUGCGGCAUUUGCGGCAUUUGCGUACAUCAGAAACAACAUGUUUCUGGAGCGGUUCGACAACGUGAUGGAUGAAAGCUUCACACAAUGGAGCAACAUCGAGGAGACGACGAAGACGUACAAUCUCCAGAAUUGGUGGGGAUUGCUCUGGAAUGAGCAGUUCAAGUUCGCCCUGAAUGAGGCCCGUAGCUGGGCACGGGAGGCAAUUCGUGUUGCCAGGGCUCCGUAUGUGGAAGCCUACCAGGCAGGUCGCAGCUUGGCGCAUUACGAUCGUGUGAUGAAUGCCCUGGAUGAAUUCGAGGAUCUUAUCGCGGAGAUUAAGAUGCCAGAUGUUGAUACCAAGAACUACAAGAAGAGAAACCCUUACAAUGGCGAGGGACCAAGUGGGUACAAUUCAUAG